Messenger RNA from Mycosarcoma maydis (corn smut), 2760 nucleotides. RefSeq lists its product as uncharacterized. The coding region runs from base 1 to 2760 and encodes 919 amino acids. The transcript has a single exon. Gene Ontology annotation, molecular function: ATP binding; ATP-dependent protein folding chaperone. NCBI's taxonomy places the organism in Eukaryota, Fungi, Basidiomycota, Ustilaginomycetes, Ustilaginales. Gene Ontology annotation, cellular component: endoplasmic reticulum chaperone complex. The record is from RefSeq and is a predicted model, not a curated record. Gene Ontology annotation, biological process: endoplasmic reticulum unfolded protein response; negative regulation of hypoxia-induced intrinsic apoptotic signaling pathway; cellular response to hypoxia.
AUGCGUUUCUCGACAGCCACAGGCUUCCGCGCCCGCAUCGGCUCAGCUUCUAGCAUGCUCCUAGUGCUCGCGCUGCUCGCCGUGACGCUGCUCUCAACACCAGUGACUGCAAUGGGUGUGGUCGCGUUCGACUACGGCACAGAAUGGAUGAAGGUCUCGCUUGUCAAGCCCGGUUUGCCAUUUGAUGUGGUGUUGGAUCGCGACUCAAAGCGCAAGAUUCAGUCGGCGGUUUCCUUCAAAAAAUGGGGUCUCGAAGAAGAGAUCCUCUUCGGUACCAACGCUUACAACCACGCUACACGAGAGCCCAAGCAGUCCUUCUACGGCCUCAAGACUCUUCUCGGCCGCACGACAAAUGAAGAGGAUAAGCAAUAUGUCGAGCUGUACAAGUCGAUCUUCGGAAACGAUGUCGUCAGCUCGGAUCGGUCCACGUGCUCACUCAAGCGUCCCUACGAGGCGGAUUCGAAACUCUCUUCGUUGCCCGUAUUGACUGUGGAAGAGCUGGUUGGCAUGCAGUUGGAAUACGCCAAGAAGCUGGCAGAAGAGACGGCUGGUGAGCGAGUCAAUCCUUUGUUGCCAGCUGGAUUCAACGUCGGCUCGUUUGGUGGGUUGGACGCCGUAGUGACCGUACCUGCCUUCUUCAACGCGCAGGAGCGUCAGGCAAUCGUCGACUCUGCUAUUCUGGCCGGCUUCCGCCCACGACUCGUUUCGGAUGGCGCCGCUGCAGCGGUCAAUUAUGCACAGACACGCACCUUCCCUCAGCCCGAAAAACAUCUCUUCUUCGAUGUCGGCUCGGGCUCGGUGCGUGCUACGGUGGUCGAGUUUAGCACCAAGCCCGUGGUGAUCGACUCGAUCUUGUCGGUGGGCAAGGCGUCGAAGGACUCUACUGUUGUUGACGUCAAGGGUGUUGGCUGGGAGCGCAAUGUAGGCGGAUUAAAGUUGGAUCUGAUUUUGAGAGACAAGCUCGCCGCUGAAUUCGAUGCCAAGCACAGUAAGCAGAUUCGUGGUUCGAUUCGCGACAACCACCGCGCUAUGGCUCGGCUGCUCAAGGAGGCGAACCGUGUCAAGCACAUUCUCAGCGCCAACGAUGCCGCCUCGAGCAGUGUCGAGAGUCUGGUGGAUGAGAUCGACUUCCGAACCAUGAUCCAACGUCAAGACUUUGAAGACGCUGUCACCGCCGCCGGCCUGGUGCCCAAGUUCACCUCGCCAAUAAGCCAGGCGCUAGCCAAUGCCGGGUUGAAGUUGAGCGACAUCAACAGCAUCGUUCUGGUGGGUGGAAGUACGCGUGUUCCUCUAGUGCAGAAUGCUUUGCGUGAGGCAGGCAUCCCGGACUCGAAGCUCGCUCAAAACGUCAAUGCCGAUGAGGCGGCCGUCAUGGGCGCUGCAUUCUACGGUGCCAGCUUCAACCCUCAAUUCCGCAUGAAGGAAAUUCGCGCGUACGACCUCAUCCCGUACGCUGUCAAUCUUAAGGAGGCUGACGGAAAGCAGGAGACCAUCUUCCGCGCUGCUUCAUACGAGACCGACGCUGUGUUGCGCCAGUACGACAAUGCCAAGGAGGACUUUGUCUUUGAGCUCGAGUACGACGCUGCUGCGCAAAAGGCGUUGGGAGACAGCACGGAUCGGUCGAUCGCCAUGGUCGAGGUUACGGGCAUCGAUGACGUGCUCAAGGACAUCAAAGCGAGCGGACAGCUGGACCAAGUGGACACGCACGUCAAUUUGACUGUUAUCAGCCGACCGCUGGGUACAUAUGCGGUGGAGAACAUUGUCAUGGUCAUCAAGCCUAAAGCGGGAGGCGGUAUUGCUGGUGCGCUCAAGUCGUUCUUUGGCGUGUCUACGCCUAAGAAGACCGCUACGAAUGGCACUGCUACCAACGGCACUGCUUCGGCUGCCAAGAACGAGACGACCACGGAGGACGAUGCACAGGCUCAGGGAGAGGAGGGAGAAGAGACGCUGGCAUCUGUACCAGCCAAGGACAAGAUUGUCAAGCUCACCGCACGUGUCAUUCCGCAGAACGAUGCGGUGCGACCUCUGUCUGGCGAAGAGAUCAAGCGCAGCAAAGACAAGCUCUGGACCAUGGCGCAAGCAGCUACACGCAAAGCUGCGCGCGAAGAAGCUCGUAAUGCGAUCGAGUCGUACCUCUACCGCGUUCGCGACCUGGUUGAUGACCCAACGUAUAGCUCUGUCACCAAGCCCGCCGAACGCACGUCGAUCGCAUCGAAAACCGAAGAGCUCUCGGCAUGGCUCUCUGAAGAUGGCGAGACAGCUGACACUUCGACGCUGAAACUGAAACGAGCCUCGCUGGAAUCGCUCAUCAAGCCACUGGAAACGCGACUGUCCCAAAACAAGUUGCGAGCUGCGUCGUUCGCCGAAUUUGAAACCUCGCUCGCCGACGCACGUGCGUUUGUGGCUGAAGCAAAGGCCAACUUGACCGCGGCGAUCGAAGCGAAUCUAUCGAGCAAGUACAGCGUCACUGAACUGGACGCGCUCAACGCUACCAUCGAAAAGGAUGCAAAGUGGUUUGCAGAAGGCAAACAGGCGCAGGACAAGAAGGGUCCGAGUGACGAUCCGGCGCUGUUGAGCGGUGAUGUGGAUACAAGAAGGAGAAAGGUCGGCGAGCAGAUUGGCAAGUUAAAGAGGAGGAAGAUCGCCAAAACUCGGCCGAAGAAGACUCCACCGCCUAAGAAGGACGAAAAGAAGGACGAAAAGGACCAAAAGGACCAAAAGAAGGACAACGAGGCUCCUCCACGACAUGAAGAGCUUUGA